GUGACGUCACCGCGCGGUACGUUCACGGUCUUGUUUAUAAACUUCCAGCAGGAGCUAGCUGUUAAAGCUAGCCGCGAGGAUGGAGACGAUCAAUCAACCCGCCAAAAUCUCCCGCCAAAUAUAAACCACAGCUGGGUUUAUUCGUUUUGUUUAUUAUUCGUUUAUUUAUUAUUCGGUUAUUUCUUGGAGUCCACGGUUGUCGUGCGUGUGUCGUUAAAGGCGGUGCGUUCAGGGACCGAUCAUGAUGGCGUCCAGCUACAACGCCAAAGACGAGGACGGACACAUCACGGUGACCGGGCCCGGCGGCGGGACGCUGCGGAGCAAGAAGCCCGAGAACACCGCGUUCAAGCAGCAGAGGCUGCCCGCAUGGCAGCCCAUCCUCACCGCGGGCACCGUGCUGCCGGCCUUCUUCAUCAUCGGACUCAUCUUCAUCCCCAUCGGCAUCGGCCUGUACGUCACGUCCAACAACAUCAAGGAGUUUGAGGUUGACUACACGGGAGUCGACAUGUCCAGUCCGUGCUUCAACUGCUCCCAGAACUUCAGCUGGAACAGCACGACACCUUGUACCUGCACGAUACCCUUCUUCCUGGAGCAGCCGUAUGAAAGCAACGUCUUCAUGUACUACGGCCUCUCCAACUUUUACCAAAACCACCGUCGCUACGUUAAGUCACGAGAUGACAGCCAGCUGAACGGAGACAUGACCUCCCUCAAGGAACCCAGUAAGGAGUGUGAGCCAUACGCGUAUCACGACAACAAGCCAAUCGCACCAUGUGGAGCCAUCGCCAACAGCAUGUUCAACGACACAUUGGAGCUGUUUUACAACGACCCCAACGGCACAAAGGUCCAAAUUCCUCUGACCAACAUCGGCAUCGCCUGGUGGACCGACAAGCAUGUGAAGUUCAAGAACCCUGGAGCUGGAGAGGCCAACCAAAACCUCACCGCUGUCUUCCAAGGUACAACGAAGCCGCUGAACUGGCGCCGACCCGUCUACGAGCUGGACGCCGCUGCGAAUAAUAACGGCUUCAUCAACGAGGACUUCAUCGUGUGGAUGAGGACCGCCGCCCUGCCGACCUUCCGCAAACUCUACCGCAUCAUCAAGUCGCCAAGCAACGGCAUGAUGCCAACCAUGCCCCGGGGAAACUACACCCUGGAGGUGGUCUACAACUAUCCCGUCCGCAGCUUCGAGGGCAGGAAGCGGAUGAUCCUGAGCACCAUCUCCUGGAUGGGAGGCAAGAACCCGUUCCUGGGCAUCGCCUACAUCACCGUGGGCUCAGUCUGCUUCUUCCUGGGCGUCGUCCUGCUCAUCAUCCACCACAAGUGCGGCAACCGCAACAACAGCGCCGACAUUUCUAACUGAAGACGCCCGCUGACCUCCGGCUCACCUCUGCUGCAGCGAUCUUUAUUCAUCCAGAGGCCAAAAAAUGUAACAUCCAGCUUCACUGAGGGUUCAAACCGCCGGACGCUGGCUGAUUAUCGCCAAAAUAAAUGGGAAAGUAGCCAAAAAUUUGCAGCCAUAGUCAGAUUUUUUAAAAUUAGAAAUGUUCUGGGAUAUUUCUGGGGUUAAAAUAAGUGUCUGUAAAGUUUACCUGACUUCUCAGACCUCUGUAGGAUCUGUAGUAAAGGUGAGCUGGAGCGUUGCUGCUUUACGUCCUGAGUUGCAUGCUGGUUAGCCGAGACGUCAAUGUGAUUACCGAGCUGCUCGAGCGGCUCGUCUUUGUGCCUCGUUUCGUCCGUAAAACACGCUUUCACUGAGUUGUUGCACUUCUAAAUAAAUAAAAAAAACGUGGAGAGCAAGUUCCACGUCCGAGGGAACACGAUGACAUGUGUGAUUAAACGUUUAGUUUUUAUGUAUUCAGAGAUUUAACAAGUGUUUGCAUCGGGGAGCCAGUAUUUGCACGUCAGACCUCGGAGGGUUUGAGUCUUGAACGCCGUCUAAUCGCUUCAUUCAUUGUCGUUUACAUGCAGUAACAAUAGACGAUCAGUGCAGCAUGAUAGAGCAGUAACAUGUGAUGUCAGUGUGUUGGUCGUUCAGCAUUUACACUAAGAAACUAACGCACAGGAACCUGCCAAUAAAACAAGCUGCAUGUUGAAAUGUGUCAGAUGUUUAAUUUAUUUUGUGUUCAUGUUUCAGAUGGUUUGUUCUUUCUUUUGAUACUUCGUUGUGUUGUACUGUUGCUUUAAGAGAAUAAAUUUGUCAUUUAAGUCGA
Larimichthys crocea (large yellow croaker) is the source of this 2207-nucleotide messenger RNA. Its product is annotated as cell cycle control protein 50A. The transcript has 7 exons. Gene Ontology annotation, cellular component: Golgi apparatus; plasma membrane; endoplasmic reticulum. NCBI's taxonomy places the organism in Eukaryota, Metazoa, Chordata, Actinopteri, Sciaenidae. Gene Ontology annotation, biological process: phospholipid translocation. The coding region runs from base 242 to 1357 and encodes 371 amino acids. The record is from RefSeq and is a predicted model, not a curated record.